Magallana angulata is the source of this 914-nucleotide messenger RNA. RefSeq names its product mitochondrial inner membrane protease subunit 2-like. Gene Ontology annotation, molecular function: serine-type endopeptidase activity. Gene Ontology annotation, cellular component: membrane; mitochondrial inner membrane peptidase complex. The record is from RefSeq and is a predicted model, not a curated record. The coding region runs from base 172 to 747 and encodes 191 amino acids. The transcript is spliced from 7 exons. NCBI's taxonomy places the organism in Eukaryota, Metazoa, Mollusca, Bivalvia, Ostreida, Ostreidae. Gene Ontology annotation, biological process: mitochondrial respiratory chain complex assembly.
AGUCAUCCGACCCUUGCAUUAAAAAGUGUGAAAAGUGGCUGAAGUGUCGAUGGGCUGAAACGUGUUGAUACCAAUUUUAGGACGAACAACAUAUCGAGGCAAUGCUGGCUAAGUUUUCAGCAUGUUUAUGUUAAGUCAUACUAAAAACCGUAAGGUUGACUGUCUACCAUUAUGAGAGAGACUUUGAUAAAGGCGGGUAAGGUAUGCCUGGGGGUGGUGAUGACCACUAUCCCAGGGAUGUACGCCUUCCGAGAGGCAGUGGGUUACGUGGCCCGGGUCGAUGGAAUCUCUAUGCAGGAAACUUUGAACCCAAGUGACUCCAAAAGUCAUGACUACGUUUUCUUGAGCAAGUCCAACAGUCUUCUGAAGAAAGGAAAUCUCCGACAUGGAGAUAUUGUGUCCAUCAAGUCUCCCAGACAUCCUGCUACGUACAUCAUAAAGAGGGUGGUAGGACUGGAAGGAGACAUCGUUCAGAUUCCAGAAAACACAAAAAUAAACCCACAGUGGGAUAAUCCCAAAGGAGUGUUGAACUAUGCCAAGAAGACAAUACAAGUUCCUAAGGGCCAUUGCUGGGUGGAGGGCGAUAAUGCUCGACUCAGUCAAGACAGCAGGUUUUACGGACCUAUUUCGCUAGGACUUAUAACUGCCAAGGCAACACAUGUAGUAUACCCCCGCUGGAAGCGGUUAGAGUCAGUCGAUGUGUCGGAUGGACGAGUGAUUAAGGAGCAAGAACGACUGAAUAUCUGAACACUCGCCACAUUCGGGUGAAUUGUGAUUUGUAGCAAUGACAAUGUUUUAUAUGUCACUGAUGUGUUGCUUUCUGUUAACUCUCUGAGUGAUAUACAGGUUUUUAUGACAGAAAGUGAUUGUUUUGUAAUUCUUGGUAUAUAUUGCAAAUAAAAUCUGAACAUUUU